CCACAAAUACCGAAAAUCCACGGAUAUUUACUUCUUCGGGACUUGAUGUAACUUUGCACGAGGUUGUGCCAUUUUGCACGGUCUGGUCUAUCGUAUCAUUAGAAGGUGUUUCAGAACUGGCCCCAGGUUAUCUGGCAUGCACCUAAGCUACUAGUCUAGGCUGUCUUUCUCUAUCCGCGACCGUCACUUAUUUUUGCAGUGGCACCAAAGUUGACUUGCUUACCUUGCAUUUUGACUACCUAACUACUACCUAAUACCUUACCUUGCCUGACUUACCUUUCUACCUACCGUCGCGAUCUACCCGACCAAAGCUAAGCUACCUCAACUACCUACCAUCCUAUCCUACCAAUCUUUUAGUAUUCUUAUUUCUCCUACUUCUUUAUUUUUUUUUUUUGCUUGUAUCAUCGAUCCUACCGCAAAGAUCCUCGGAAUUCCCGCCAACCAAUCCGAGGUCAGAGACACAGCCUGUUCCUCUUCUGGACAAGCCGCACCUGGCCCGUGUUCUAUAGUCUCAGUCAUUCGCAGCCAAGGUUGCACACCACUGCGGCUUACUUUUCUCCCUUUCUCGGCCUACCUGACCUCCGCCCUCAUUUCCCCUCCCUCUCAUCUUUUGCUGCUCCCACUACUUUACUGCAUUCUAUCUGUUCACCUGUUUUGCUUUUCAUAUUAUCACUAGUCGACGGAACUAUCUAUCUUAUUUUUUUUGCCCCUAUCACUUUAUUUCCCCAUUGAAAUCCGCGUUCGCAGAAAGAAAAAAAAAUCGUCCGUCGAGGCAAUUCAUUCCAUCUCACCUAGGGUAUACUUGGCGUCGCGCCCAUAGAUGGGAUCUUUUCGAGCUCCACGGGACAAGCUUCACUGGAAAUUCACUACUUCCUUCGAGACCCCCGCGGCCAAGAACCAGACAACAGCAUUGGUGCUCAAAAGACCGGAUGACAGAAUUGUAUUGACGCGCCUCGAGGCUGCACAGUACAGAAUCGCGACCCUUCGCGCUCGGAGCGUCGCCAAACCUGGUCUGACCGGCCAGUAA
This is a messenger RNA of Pyricularia grisea, 1027 nucleotides long. RefSeq lists its product as uncharacterized. NCBI's taxonomy places the organism in Eukaryota, Fungi, Ascomycota, Sordariomycetes, Magnaporthales, Pyriculariaceae. The record is from RefSeq and is a predicted model, not a curated record. The transcript is spliced from 2 exons. Bases 821 to 1027 code for a protein of 68 amino acids.